AUGGCACCAAAGAAGGGAAUCUUGGAGCGUCUCAACGCCGGGGAGGUGGUGAUCGGCGAUGGAGGCUUCGUGUUUGCCCUGGAGAAGAGGGGCUACGUGAAGGCCGGUCCCUGGACCCCAGAAGCCGCCUCAGAGCACCCCGAAGCAGUGCGACAGCUGCACAGGGAGUUCCUGAGGGCCGGGGCCAAUGUCAUGCAGACCUUCACCUUCUACGCCAGCGACGACAAACUGGAGAACAGGGGCAACAAGCUCACCUUCACCGGAGCUCAGAUCAACGAGGCCGCCUGCGAUUUGGCCCGUGAGGUCGCCAACGAGGGCGACGCCCUGGUGGCCGGAGGAGUGUGUCAGACUCCGUCCUACCUGAGCUGCAAGAGUGAGAAGGAGGUGAAGGCCAUCUUGAAGAAACAGCUGGACGUGUUCAUGAAGAAGAACGUGGACUUCCUGAUUGCUGAGUACUUUGAGCAUGUUGAGGAGGCCGUGUGGGCUGUGGAGGUGCUGAAGGAGACAGGGAAGCCUGUGGCUGCCUCCAUGUGCAUCGGACCGGAGGGAGACAUGCACGGCGUCUCUCCUGCAGAGUGUGCUGUCAGGCUGGUCAAAGCCGGUGCCCAGAUUGUUGGCGUCAACUGCCACUUUGACCCCCUGACCUGUGUGCAAGCUGUCAAGAUGAUGAAGGAGGGAGUGGAGAAGGCCGGGUUGAAGGCUCACUACAUGGUGCAGCCCCUGGCAUACCACACCCCCGACUGCAGCUGUCAGGGAUUCAUCGAUCUGCCAGAAUUCCCCUUCGGUCUGGAGCCCAGGAUCCUGUCGCGCUGGGACAUGCACAAGUACGCCAGAGAGGCCUACAACGCCGGCAUCCGCUUCAUCGGCGGCUGCUGUGGAUUUGAGCCCUACCACAUCAGGGCGGUCGCAGAGGAGCUGGCCCCCGAUAGGGGCUUCCUCCCUGCCGCGUCAGAGAAACACGGCAACUGGGGGGCCGGUCUGGAGAUGCACACCAAGCCCUGGGUCAGAGCCAGAGCCCGCCGUGACUACUGGGAGAACCUGAAGCCAGCCUCCGGUCGCCCCCUGUGUCCCUCCAUGUCUGCCCCCGACAGCUGGGGCGUCACCAAGGGCCACAAGGAUCUGAUGCAGCAGAAAGAGGCCACCUCUCAGGGCCAACUCAAGACGCUGUUCGACAGGUCAAAGAGCAACUGA
Molecule: messenger RNA, 1191 nt
Organism: Cyclopterus lumpus (lumpfish)
Lineage: Eukaryota; Metazoa; Chordata; Actinopteri; Perciformes; Cyclopteridae
Product: betaine--homocysteine S-methyltransferase 1-like
Exons: 8
Coding region: 1-1191 (396 amino acids)
Molecular function (GO): betaine-homocysteine S-methyltransferase activity; zinc ion binding
Source: RefSeq, a predicted model, not a curated record